AUGCCUAGCCGCAAGAAAACGACUCAGGAAAAGCCGUUAGUGAAGCGACUUCUCGAUGGUCUCAUACCAAAGAGAACAGCAAAAUGGAAGAGCGUGAUUGCGAAAAUCACUGAAGAUGAUAGUGAAUCUUCGGUGGAUAAUGAGCUCGUCACCAGAUCGGCUUCGGAGAUCAAACGGCACGAAGAUGUGCCACAAAAGUCAAGAGUGUCGCCAGAUCCGACUCUUGAAGGUGAGGUGCCUUCAAGUAAAGGAAAUGGAAAUAAACAAGACGCCUCAACGGAGACUCCAUUGAUGACUGCCAACAGUCAGUUCUACUAUUCGCCAAUGUAUCGAAGAUACUUUGGCCUAACACCUCCAAAUCCACAGCUAUGUAAUCCUCGAUUGCUAGAGGAUUACAUUGAUUGGUACAUCAAUGUUUACAUGGAGGAGGAAGAAAUGCCGUGGACAUGGAUUGAUGUUGGCAAUGCACGUGAACGGCGCGAACAAAGCGAGCAAGAGGCCAAAGAUGAAGCAAACAGAUUGGCUUCUCGCUCGCCACCAUCAAGCAAGCAUAAAUGA
Messenger RNA from Adineta ricciae, 558 nucleotides. The record is from the annotation of a GenBank genome assembly. Lineage: Eukaryota; Metazoa; Rotifera; Eurotatoria; Adinetida; Adinetidae.